CAAUCUCUCUCUCUCUCUCUGGGUGAUCAAUAAUAAUACUGCACGCCCACUUUGUUCUCUUGCUCUUGUCACCGAACCUUCUCCUCAUCUUGCCCUCCCAUCAUUCUCACCCACCCACCUUCCUCCCUCCCUCCCUCCUUCCUUCCCCUCCCCUCCCCUUCCCUAAUUCUAUCAUCACUCUUCUUCUGCAGCAGCAGCAGCAGCAGCAGGAGCAGCAACACCACCAUCGCAGCAGUCGGCAGCACGUCGACGAGCAUGACGCAGACGACGUCAAAACCACCACCAGCAGCAGCAGCAGCAGCAGCAGCAGCAGAAGACAGAACGCAGCAACAGCAGCAGGGGGCGUCGGCGUCGGAGUCGGCGCUGCGCUGCCCGCGGUGCGAGUCGUCGAACACCAAGUUCUGCUACUUCAACAACUACAGCCUGUCGCAGCCGCGCCACUUCUGCAAGGCCUGCAAGCGCUACUGGACCCGCGGCGGCGCCCUCCGCAACGUCCCCGUCGGCGGCGGCUGCCGCAAGAACAAGCGCCUCCGCAAGCUUCCCCCCCACACUCCCAAAUCCACAUCCACCGCCACCGCCACCGCCACCGCAGCAGCAGCAGCAGCCCCACCUCCUCACCCUCUCCAGUUGAUCCCCAAUUCCGACUUCUCCGACACCACCGCCACCGCCAUCAAUCCGUUGCUGCUCUUCUCCUCCUCCUCCUCCGCCGACUUCUCCUUUCCCGCUCCCCCCAUCUCGCACCUCGACUCGAUCGACGUCGGCUACAUUUCGAAUCAGUUCCAGCUCAUGCCCGAUAAUUUGGUCGCCGCCAACAAUUUACUUCUCGAAUCCACGCUCUCUCAUCCGCCGCCCCCGCUCUACGGCGAAAAUGGAAGUGUGGGAUUAAUUAAGGAAGCCAAGUUACCUUCAUCUGAAUCCAUCUCUUCUUUUGCUACCAACAAUUUCUUUCCUUCUUCUGGGGGCAUCGGCGGCUACAGCUACGGUUAUGGCUACGGCUACGGCGGCUACGGCUCGUCCGUUGCACCUCUUAUUUAAUUGUCGUCGUUGUUUCGGUUUUACCAAUUAACUUCUUUGUAGGUUUGGUUUGUUUUCUUGUCGGAGGCAAAUUUCUCGAGCCCCAAUUGUGAUUUUUGUUCUCUUUUUCUUUGUUUUUAAAGUCAUAGUGGCGCGAAAAGAUGAAUGUUUGCUCUGAGAGGAUCCUCGGAUCCAGUAACCUUGGUUUGUUGCACCAUAAAUACAAGAAGAAUAACAACAACAACAACAAUAUGAUCGAAGGAGAGAGUGGAUAAUUAAAGAAGCGUAAGUUGGUUUUUCUUAUUAAUAUCUUUGUACUAUAUUAUUAUAUAUAUGUGCAAGGCAUGUUAUGUGUGUGAUGAACUCUUUCCCUAAUGCGUUAAUUGGCUUCAUGGGUUAUUUUCUUCUUCUUCUUCUUCUUCUUCUUCUCCUCCACAGAAAAUGUGAUCUUGGUGGUGUAAAACAAUUUAACAACUGAUAGUUAAUUUUCUCUCUUAA
Ananas comosus (pineapple) is the source of this 1512-nucleotide messenger RNA. RefSeq names its product dof zinc finger protein DOF1.4. The record is from RefSeq and is a predicted model, not a curated record. Gene Ontology annotation, molecular function: DNA-binding transcription factor activity; DNA binding. Lineage: Eukaryota; Viridiplantae; Streptophyta; Magnoliopsida; Poales; Bromeliaceae. Gene Ontology annotation, biological process: regulation of DNA-templated transcription. The transcript has a single exon. The coding region runs from base 256 to 1035 and encodes 259 amino acids.